Physcomitrium patens is the source of this 2900-nucleotide messenger RNA. RefSeq lists its product as uncharacterized. The record is from RefSeq and is a predicted model, not a curated record. Gene Ontology annotation, biological process: regulation of defense response; response to wounding; regulation of jasmonic acid mediated signaling pathway. NCBI's taxonomy places the organism in Eukaryota, Viridiplantae, Streptophyta, Bryopsida, Funariales, Funariaceae. Gene Ontology annotation, cellular component: nucleus.
AGGGGGCUUGGGCCACGAAGGAGUCAGGAAAGGGAGCUGGGGUCGCCAGGGAUAGCCAUGUAAAGCACGUGCGGAUUUUCCCUUCCCUCCUUCCUCCGGGUGCCCCGUCUCCCUCAGCCCGUCCCCUGCCCGUUGCGCUUGGCCCGGCCCUCCAGCCUAUGGCACAAGCAUCGAGAGCAUGCGCAGGGAGAAUUGAACAGAGAGGGAGGGAGGGUGGGCGGAGGAGGGGGACGGCGCGCUACCCAGGCCAGGAUAGCGAGUGUGCCCAGUCGCAACAACAACAAGAAGACCGAUAGCAUCAGCUCCACCAUUCCAUCAAUCUCAUGUGUCUCGUUGCACAGCUUGAUAGACUCCCAGACCCACCUUCAAUUUUCGUAGUAAGGAAGAAAGACACACACACGCAGAGAAGAGAAGAAGUGCGAGAGAGACAAACACAGAGCGCGUUCUUCGUGUCGACCCCCGACCAUGUCGCUUUGCGGACCCAAUCUUGGACGGGAGGGCUAUUUCGCUUUGUCGUCUUCCCUCGUUUCCAAUGCCUUGUUAUAUUUACUCUGGCCGGUCAUGUGGGUGUAGUUUCACUCUCGGGUAGCUCGCACGCUCCUCGGGUUUGUAGCUUGGUGUUGGAACUUGCGAAGACGAAUCUGUGUUCGGGUUCGGGCUCGAGUUUGUUUGUUAGGCUGAGUUCGGCAGAUGGAUGGUGUCAUUAGGGGUCGAGUCCUGUGGAUGAGGCGUUAUUCGUUCGAUUUUGCUUUUUGUAUUUAGAUUGUUUUGAAAUAGAUUUUUGGGGAUUUUGCAAUGGUGUGAGUGUAGUGGUGUAGAAGUUUAGCGUGAUGGGUGUCUAUCCUUCAUGACGGGGUGCAACGGGAGGAAGAAGUUUUGAGGCGCAGUGACAAACACGGUGGCGAGGAGGAGUGGACGUGGGGAUUUUGCUGGAAGAAACGAGCCCCCCGAUCCGUGACGUGAAGCAAACUGUUGAUUUGGUUGUUCGGGGUGGCAGUAGUAGUGCUUAGAAAGAUAGGUAGUUUAUUAGGGAGCCAUGGCUGGAGAGCCGGUUGCUGUGGACUACAUGGGAGUCGGGGGUGCCCCCACGAGUAGCCCUGAUGGUACUGAGGAGCGAGUGCGUCUUGUGAGGCCCAUUCCUACUGUUCCUGAUAAUCGUGCGGGCAACUUUAGGAUAUCGCCUGCUCCGGAAGGUGGUCGAGACAACAGCCCAUUUGUGCAUCAUGGCCUCCGUCAGCAAGCUUGGAACAGAGUUCAGGUUGCUGCAAGAUUUCAACUGGAGAACGAAAAUUCUAACAAGGUUGUCGUUUGUCCCAAGAAGGAGAAAGAGACGACAGAUGGCCCUCUGAAUGGUCAUCCCCAGUUCUCGUCACAGUGGGAUAAUUCAGCACCUACAAGCCCGUCCCAUCAUCUUGGGAGCUCCGCAAACCGGUAUGACGCGUUUCUGCGGAUGCAUCAAUCUGAAAAGGUGACAACCACAUAUGGUAAUCAUCAAGCGUUGAAGGGUAUGCAGAACGGAGGUGGACGGACCUCGCCGUUCAGAGACGAAGCACAACGAGGUGCUCAACCGUCGGACCAUGCUACGCAGCCGCACCCACCUUCAAGGCAAGGCGGCUGUGGGGCUCCAACACCAUUUUGUGCUAGGUCGAACUCUGGGGUUGUGGAUAGUGUAGCUGCCAUGGCUGGGAAGAAGCUACCAUUUCAGCACCCAGUUCAAUCAGGAAGCCUACCCAGACCUGGUGGACUUGGUAAGCAGCCUCGCACAGCACAACUCACCAUUUUCUAUGCCGGCAUGGUUAACGUCUACGAUGAUGUACCUUUUGAUAAGGCUCAAGCUAUCACACUUUUAGCGGGCAGUAGAAACACGUGGUCUUCGAACUUCAUGAACCCUCCACAGGCUGGAAGUGCCGCUUCUGGACGUACUUUUUCUACUCCCACGGCAGUGCCUCCGUCCACACCUUCCACACCAGGGUCACCUGCUCCGCAAGCUUCCACCACUUCAGCACCCGCGCCGCCACGUCCGUCGCUAUCAGGAGUGGUGUUUUCGAAUGUCCGGCAACCUCCCAUCCACAAUUUUGAGCUGCCGCAGGCAAGGAAGGCGUCACUGGCUCGAUUUCUUGAGAAGAGAAAGGACCGAGUAAAGAAAGUUAUUGUUAAGGAAGAGGAAGAUGCAUCUCCUCCUCGUGGCAACUCUGAGGGUCCUUCAGGUGGCAAGCCACCAUCAAGGUCACCCUCACCAUCUCCGGCGGUCUCCAGGUCCAUGGACUAUUUAUCGUCUCCGGGUCGGGUUGAGCAUCAGGCAGGUACAUCCAGCUGCAGUGAGCGAAGCUCUCCUUCUAAUCCUAGACCUCCGCAAACACCUCCAAGUCAAAGUCAGUCCGAGGAGAGGAGCGCUGGGACUACGAAAAGAAGAGGUUUUGGACUUGCUCAUGAACCGAACAAGCGAGCUCGCAAUGGGAAGUCCCAGUGCAGGCUUUCUGGCGAAAGUGCAGCUGAUCACAUUGUGGAGGACGGUUCGUUCCCCCAUAGAUAGUAUUCUGUAAUUGAUUUGCGCUCAAAUCUCUUGAGUUGUAACGACUAGCUCAUCAGUUUUAGCUUGCUACCGUACUAGAAAUCCUGGAAUAUACUUGUAAAUUCAUCCCUGGUUGAGUCGCGAGAUGGUGAGGUACGAUGAAAAUUAGCAGGAACCUGGAGGUUGAGCUGGAGUUUUAGAAAGUUAGUUUCACGCCUGGCCACGUCAGUGAAAUACCAUCAUCCUGGCGUUCCGGUAUCUGUUCUGAAUCACCAGUCUCUUAGAAAUUCUUAUUCCAUUGAAAUGUAAAGAUAAUGUGAUAACACCCAAUUUUACAGGAUUUUUUUUGUUCACAAAAGAAGUAUAAUCGAGAUAAUCUUAAUGGUAA